AUGGCUUACCAUUCUUCCCGUACGCCCCACUUCACCGUGGGCUUCCUAAUCUAUCUACUAGUCUUCUCCGUCUUCACAGUGGCCGAAUCGGUGACCCCACGCCAUACUUCCAUCAUCCGCUUCGGGGAUUCGAUGACAGACACAGGAAACGCUUUGAUCGCCGAGCCAGAGCUCAACCAAGUCCUUGGCAACCUACCCUACGGAACAACAUACUUCGGACUUCCGACGGGCCGGCAAUCCGACGGCCGCCUUGUUGUGGAUUUCAUCGGUACACCCUUUUCCGUGUCUUGCCACCGUAGAAAACCAUGA
This is a messenger RNA of Spirodela intermedia, 309 nucleotides long. Lineage: Eukaryota; Viridiplantae; Streptophyta; Magnoliopsida; Alismatales; Araceae. The record is from the annotation of a GenBank genome assembly.